Phialemonium atrogriseum is the source of this 1191-nucleotide messenger RNA. RefSeq lists its product as uncharacterized. Bases 1 to 1191 code for a protein of 396 amino acids. The record is from RefSeq and is a predicted model, not a curated record. NCBI's taxonomy places the organism in Eukaryota, Fungi, Ascomycota, Sordariomycetes, Cephalothecales, Cephalothecaceae. The transcript has 3 exons.
AUGGUCAGAUUUGCAAGACUUCUCGUCCCGGCAGCGCUGCUCGCCGUGGCUGCUGCACAAGACAACAAAAACAACAAUAACAACAACAACAACAACAACGGCCAAGGCAACAAUGGCAACAAUGGCAACAACAAUGGGAACAAUGGUGGCAACAACGGGAACAACAACGGGAACAACAACGGCAACAACGGUGCCCAGAACCAGGGCGCCAAUCCCACGAUCCUGCUUCCAAACGCCAUCCAGACUGGUUCCUUCUUCGACGGACAGGCGGCUUUGGGCGCUGAUCCCGCCGUCCAGGCCAAGUCCACGAUAGAUCAGGGCAACUUCAUCAAUUUCUGUGCCGGCAAGACCCUCACCAAUGGCCUCCAGAUCACUACUGGUUCUUGCAACGGCAUUACCAUGGGAGAUAUCCCGGCGAAGGAUAAGAUGAUCUCGACUGUCAUCGUGAACCCCCAGAACGGCCAAGAGAUCGAGGCUGGCAAGGACUUCGACAUCCAAGUGCAGGUUGCGAAUCUGGCGGCUGGGUCUUUUACCAAUGCCGUCGCCACAUACUACGCGGCCCCCCAGUUCCUGUCCAACGGCAUCGUCGUCGGCCACACCCACGUCACCGUCCAGGAUCUUGGCGGCAGCCUCAACCCCAAGCAGCCCCUUGACGCGACCCAAUUUGCAUUCUUCAAGGGUAUUAACGAUGCGGGCAAUGGGCAGGGUCUCCUCGCCGCUACUGUCAACGGUGGCCUUCCGGCUGGCAACUUCCGGGUUUGCACGCUGUCUUCUGGCUCCAACCAUCAGCCCGUCGUCAUGCCCGUCGCUCAGCGUGGAGCUCAGGAUGAUUGCGUCAGGUUCACGGUGAAGGGCAACGGCGGUGGUGUCAACGAGGCUGCGAACAAUGGUGCCAAGGGCAAGGAUGCUGCCGACCAGGCUCAACAGGCCGUUAAUAUCGGUGCCGGUGCCAUUGACCCCAACGCUGCUAAUGCUGCCGACGCUGGUAAUGCUGACGCUGAAAGCAGCAGGAGCAGCAGCGUCAGCAGCAACAGCAGCAACAGCAGCAGCAGCAGGAGCAGCAGAGGAAGCAGCAGCAGCAGCAACAGCAGCAACAGCAGCAGCAGCAGGAGCAGCAACGGAAGCAGCAGCAGCAGCAGAACCAACGUCUCGCGCGCCUGGCCCGCCGAGAAUUCAUCUCCUAAGCGCUGA